This is a messenger RNA of Cyclopterus lumpus (lumpfish), 3063 nucleotides long. RefSeq names its product v-myb avian myeloblastosis viral oncogene homolog-like 2b (gene mybl2b). The record is from RefSeq and is a predicted model, not a curated record. Gene Ontology annotation, biological process: regulation of DNA-templated transcription. Lineage: Eukaryota; Metazoa; Chordata; Actinopteri; Perciformes; Cyclopteridae. Bases 293 to 2176 code for a protein of 627 amino acids. Gene Ontology annotation, cellular component: nucleus. The transcript is spliced from 15 exons. Gene Ontology annotation, molecular function: DNA-binding transcription factor activity, RNA polymerase II-specific; RNA polymerase II cis-regulatory region sequence-specific DNA binding.
UGUCCGACGCGCAGCUACGUCACCAUCCGGUCUUUUUCGACGGCGGAGAAGGGCGCGAGAUAGAAAUCCAGGAGCGCGGACAUCCCCGGUGGCUCCAGCCGGCUAGUAGCUGCAAACUUCACCGUUCAACGCUACGGCGCCGGGCCUCCACCGCUGGCUGCCCCCCCCCCCACUUCGCGAAGACAACAAGCACGCGGAAUACAUCGACACAUUACCAAAUACACACGCACAUGACGCGCAACGGCUGCAGGACGAACCACCGCCUGAACGUAAACAACAGAAACAGAGGGAAAUGUCUCGGUGGCCGCGCGGUGAGGACGGAGAGGAGGCCAUGCAUCACGACACCGAUUCCGAUGUGGCAGAGCAGAGGGACGGUGGGAAAGUGAAGGUGAAAUGGACACAAGAGGAGGAUGACAAACUCAAGGCGCUGGUUCACAAAAUGGGAUCAAAUGAUUGGAAAUAUAUUGCCACCUACAUACCAAGUCACUCUGAGCACCAGUGUCAGCACCGUUGGUUUAAGGUCUUGGAUCCAGAAUUGGUCAAAGGCCCGUGGACCAAAGAAGAGGACGAGAAGGUGAUAGAGCUUGUCAAUCUCUACGGCAACAAGCAGUGGGCGAUGGUGGCCAAGCACCUGAAGGGCAGACUGGGGAAGCAGUGUCGGGAGCGCUGGCACAACCACCUCAAUCCCAAUGUGAAGAAGUCCUCGUGGACGGCGGAGGAGGACCUCAUCAUCUUCAAGGCGCACUGUCUGCUGGGAAACCGUUGGGCUGAGAUGGCCAAGCUGUUACCUGGAAGGACCGAUAAUGCCGUGAAGAACCACUGGAAUUCCACCAUCAAGCGCAAAUUAGAGAUGGGCUUCUUUGCCGGGGAGGUCUUCAGUCCAAAUGAACUCGAAGAGCUGUUGGACCGUGUAAAUAAAGAUGUGCAGAUGGCCAGUUGCUCCCAAGAUGGCGCGGAAAGAGAUCCAGAGCAGACAACGCUUCCUUCGGAAACGCCCGUCUCCGCCAUGGUGAAAGCCGAGCCCGCCGAGGUUGCGUCCUCGCCAAAGGACGGCUCAAGUCCCAAGUCCGAAGCCGGAGAAAUGAACAUUACCAGCUGGGUGGUGGACAGCUCUGGCUUUCUCUCCCCCACCGGCCCGGUACUGAAGGAAGUCCUGGACAUGGUGGACGGGGACCUGGAUGGCUGGUGCAACCUAGCGGCCUUUGACCUGCCGGAGGACAGUCCGAGCCCGGAGCGCCACCAGUUUCGCCUGGAAGGCAGCGCCCUGCAGGAGCUGAGCAAAGGCAGCAAGGGCGAACUCAUCCCCAUCUCCCCCGGAGGGGUCACGCCGCCCUCCAUACUGAACCGGCGCAGCCGGAGGCGCAUCGCCUUGUCCCCCGACGCCAACAACUCCAUGACUCCCAAGAGCACUCCUGUCAAAAUCUUGCCCUUUUCUCCAUCUCAGUUCCUCAACAUGUGGACCAAGCAGGACACUCACGACAUGGAGAAUCCGUCCCUCACAUCCACACCGGUGUGCAGCCAGAAAGCCAUUCUUACGACACCGCUACAGCGAGACAAGACCCCCCUCACCCAGAAGGAAAACUCUGCAUUUGUCACACCCAACCACAAGUCCGACCUCUGUUCGACCCCGCGAACUCCGACGCCUUUCAAAAACGCCAUGGAGAAGUACGGGCCUCUGCAGCCGCUGCCUCAGACUCCGAACCUUGAAGACGACAUAAACGAAGUCAUCAUGAGAGACUCUGGGAUUGACAUGGUCGGCGCGCGCUCGACUCCGCCUGAACAAAGGCGCAAAACGAUGCAUCGGCCCCCUAUGAAGAAAGUGCGGAAGUCACUGGCCCUGGAUGCCGUGGACUGCCAUGUGGUGCCCACAUCAAAACGCAAAUCCAUCAUGACUGAAGCCAAACACACAAUCAAGGACGAGCCGGUGAUAGUGACGCUCAACUCCUCGUCGUUUUGCAGUAAGCAACACGACAAUAUUUUGGAUCGGGGCUUUCUUUUGGGACCCAGCGACAGUGCCAUAUUUACCAGCACGAUUCCCCCAGUUCUGAUGUCGAAAGAAUGGGAGACGGUUGUUUGCGGACAGACUAAAGACCAGCUCAUAAUGACGGAGAAGGCGAGACGCUACCUUCGCUCACUAAAAUCCCACGGCCACAGCCGGGCGCUUAUUCUGUCCUGAGGCGCGUCUCGUCUUUCCACCGACUCGUCACACACGCGAGGAACCUAUAGUCGCCGUUUUGCUGUUGUAACGCGCGGCGGAGGAAAAUCAGCGUGUCAUUUGUAGGUUUAGUACGGUUCUCGUUAGCAAUCACAACACUGACAAUAUGUAGCCCCAGGAAUAAUUUAAGGGGCGAUUUUUUUUAGCUUUCGUCUCACUCCAAUGGCCUCAUGCAAGGCUUGAAAUCGCAUUUCGUUGUACUGUCACUUAAAAAAAAAGAAAAGAAAAGAGCAAUGAAUGUAGAAUUAAAUUAAAUCACGGCCGUACACUUUAUCACUGAAAAGACAUGGUUUUACAUUGCGUAAUGUGUCUGUAAUUUAACUGUUUUUUAAAGUUGUGAAAAGUACAAAGACUCAGGUCGCACCUCCAUAUCGAAAGUUCAGUUGUAUGACUUGAAUGUGGAGUAAAUUCAGACAGCUUGAUUACUAAUGCAUUUAGAGACGAGGGGGGGGGGGGUUCAUGUUGAAAAUGUUAAGUGAACAUUGUCUUGUUUUAACAGUCUUUUCAGCAUGUGUCUAGAUUCAUAAUACACAUCUCAAUAUUCAAAUUAUAAGUGAGGUCCUUAGGAUGUAAAUUGGGUGUCUGCUGGAAAUUUGAAGGUGACCACAGCACACAGCUGCUGUCGGUCAAGGAGACCCACUGCUGAUUGAGAUGAAACUGAGUGAUGAAUACACUUGGGGAAAGUUGUAGCAGCAUCAGUGUAGGGGGCGUGGAUGCUGCACAGCCGCCGAUGUUCAGAAUAUUAUGUCAUUUGGCACUGUUUGUAAAUAUUUAGAGUUGUAUGUUUUUACUUUAUCAUCCAAGCAUUUUGUUAAGAAAUUUAAUAAAAACACAAUAUGUCCAAUGCA